AUGAGCGACGACCAAGCAAGGAUCGAGCGACGCCGCAAUCGCGGCCGCGCCGCACAGAGCGCCUUCCGCAAGCGCCAGUCGCAGGCCCGUCAGGACAUGCUGGAAGAGAAUUCCAGGCUCAAGCAGGCCCUCGAGAGCAUAAUGGGCGAGAUCAGCGAGAACGACCGCCCCGCACUGCGGUCCCUGGUCCGGGAUGCGGCCGAGCUUGCCGGCGUUAGACCGGGUCCCGGCACACCAGCGUCGGGCGGCACCCGGAGCAGGUUCAGGAUAUCAAAUAUACCCUUUUUGGACCCUCAUAGUUCUGCAACAUCGAAUCUGCAUUCGGCAUCAGCUUUGAGAGAAGAUGGCUGGCUCGCUGCCGAUAGCGAAGAAGCCCGAGCCGACCAAGUCAGCGCACUCAUCAGACAAAGGCUACCUCACACGAGCGUCAGUCGAGACCCAUUCCAGUACUACCGCUGCGAGCACGGAGCUGCUACAGUCCUCCCAUUCCUCGGGAUGGGCGCCCUGACGAUUUCAGGGCGGAUCUUCUGGCAUCUGACCGAAAAGUUCGAAGCAGCUCUGUACGGCGACCUAAUCAGUCCGCGGAACAGUCUCGAGCACUCCACCACGGCGGCAGAGCCCCCACCCAGGCUAGUCGACCUGCUGCGGAGGUCCAAGUCUAUGCAACACACGGAGCCGUACCAGUGGAUCGCGAUGGUGGAUGAGCGCGUGGACCUCGCCCGACGGGAGGCAGCCCGCGAUGGGAUCGAGCAUCCUUCUCGCCUGGAGACGCUGCAAUUCCCCAUUAUCGAUCACGACACGCCCUCUUCCACAGGGUCCGGCAUUGACUGGCUGUCGCCCAUCACCGCCGAGAAGCGGAUCAGAGAGAUUGUCGGCGAUGACGUCUUUGCCGUGCUGGCGACGCCCGCACUUGACCGAUGGGAGGCGAGGCAUAACCAUAGACACGAGUCGCAACAGAGCGAGGGAGCGGACCUCAUCGAGAGUUUCUUAGACAUCCUCUCUAAUUCCUUUGUUUGCUUUGGAGACGGCCCGCGGUGGGCGAGGGCCAAGUUUGAUGAUUUGUUGAGGGCAUGGUGUCUUUCACUCAUUGACAAGCAAGCGGUACAGGGAUGA
Molecule: messenger RNA, 1113 nt
Organism: Thyridium curvatum
Lineage: Eukaryota; Fungi; Ascomycota; Sordariomycetes; Thyridiales; Thyridiaceae
Exons: 2
Coding region: 1-1113 (370 amino acids)
Source: RefSeq, a predicted model, not a curated record